Messenger RNA from Triplophysa rosa, 5589 nucleotides. RefSeq lists its product as uncharacterized. Lineage: Eukaryota; Metazoa; Chordata; Actinopteri; Cypriniformes; Nemacheilidae. The record is from RefSeq and is a predicted model, not a curated record. The transcript is spliced from 9 exons. Bases 2856 to 4463 code for a protein of 535 amino acids.
UACAGUAAAAAACUCUAAAACAGCAACGGUAAAAUACUUUUUAAACCUAAAUAGUAUAUCACCGUAUUGCAUGCAUUAAAUUACCAUAAUUUAAGAAACAGUACAUACAUUUUAUUUUUACUCUCUUAAUAUGUAGAAAACACAGAUUCUUACAGUAAAAUUUUUAAUUUUGGGUGAAAUUAAUGGGAAAAUACUGUGCCUUUACAAACAAGGAAUUACCUUAAAAACAAUGGUAUUAUUCUGUGUAAAUUAUCACAUUUUCUUAAUGUGUACUGUAGAAUUUACUAUAUAAAACUGUUUAAAAUCCAACAAACACAUACCUUAAAUCCUACAGUAACAAGAUGUUAAACAUGUUUAUCUUUUUGUCAAUUUUAGUUAAAACUUUAAAUAUUAUGUAUGUAUUGUCCUUUUAUGGAUCUAAUCUGAUAGUUAAUGCUAAUUGCAAUGAAAACAAAACGAAUGUCUUGAAGAAAGUCAAGAAAUAAUUUUAUCAUAGCUAUUCUAAAAAAAGAUUUUCCACAUUAUUUCUUAAUUACCACAACUAGACUAUAUGAAUAGGAUGAACAAAGCAAAACUGUUCAAACAUAAGAAAAAAACUUGACCAUUUUAAAACAAUUAUGAAACUGUGUUUUUAUUAGUGGUGCUUGCGAAAUGGCAUUUGAAAUAAUAAUAAAAAGCGUGAACAAACGUAAAGACCGAACCGCCGAAGAAGAAACACACAAGAGGAAGAAGAUCGUCUCCCCACUUCUAAGAUUAGGCCUGUUAAUUGCGCAGCGCGACCUGCAUGCAGCAAGUGGUGAGUACUCCUUUGGCUACUUUUUCACGGGGUAACUUGCAAGUUGCAAAACUAAGGUAAUAGAUUAUCGUGCACUGCUAACGCAAAGUGUAAUUCUGAUGCCUUGUCAACUUGCAUUUAAGCUUGCGUUUUCAAAUGACUUAAAUUAAGGUUACGUGGUAACUCGCUAAUGAAAAAUGUGCUUGAAAACUCAUACACUGCUAAUGCGAAGUGUACUUUUGACGUCUUUUAAUCUUCUUUUAAUCCAUUUCUUGGCUUACUUUUAAAAAUGCUUAAGAGAGCACGACAAUUCAUUAAUAACGUUAACGGUCGAUGUCGUUUUAUAUUUCAGUCAGCGCCAUUUUAGCGCGCCAAGCAGCUGCUUUUGGAGUACAUACACCAUCCUCGUCCAUCCUUUUGAUUUCUGGGAGUUCAACAUUUCUUUUCGAGGUAAGCCAAACAAUACUGUUACAAACUAAAAAGUUAAAGAUUUAUUUUCCUUUCGUUGUUGUUAUUUAACCAGUUUUGGCUAUGUUUAGUUGCAAUUUCUGUGGCAAGUCGGUCAAGUCAUUGAGGGGGUAUGUACUUCAUUGUAAACUUCAUCGAAAUGAACCACGUUGUUUAUUUAAGUGCUUUGCGGUCGAUUGCAAACAGACUUUCGUUACAUAUGCAUCGUUUAAGGCUCAUUUCUACCGCAAACAUAAUGUAAAUGCACCUGUUAACGUUACUGUCGGUACAGCUGUUGUCGCUGUUAAAUGUGCGGUGGCGUUAUGUGAACGACAGUGUCAAGAUGCUAAUAGUCUAAUAGCUCACUUGAAAGAGCAUAUUGUGGAAGGACGUGCUGUGAGUUGUCCAGUGAGAGGAUGCACAGAUGUUUUUAAGGUCAAAUCUUCAUUUUCCUCCCACAUGUCACGGAAACACAGAGAUUUGACAGAAAGCAGAAUCAGUGACUUGUAUAGAGACUUGUCGGCUUAUCAGUCAUCAUCACAAUCUGUUCCAGCUGAAUUACAUGACUCUUGCCCUGAAUUUGUUGAGGCAGGCACAGAUGAAGGGUAUAUGGACACAUCAGAUGAUUUCAGUGAUCUUUUUCUUAGGAAUGUUUGUUUAUUUUACUUAAAACUGCAGGGACAGUUCUUACUACCUGCUUCAACCACACAGCACAUUGUUGAUGAGAUUCAAAAUAUACACGAGUUGGGUCAGACAUAUUCAUUAAGUAAACUUACUGCACUGCUAAAGAAUGAAACAUCCUUAUCAGAUGAUGACAUCGCCAAUAUUUGUCAGUCUGUCAGGGAAUCUGAUCUGUUCUCUGAUUGUCAUACAGGGCCAAUGAGGACUGCACACUCAAGAACUCAGUGUUUCAAAAAAAUGUUCAACUAUGUGGAGCCUAAGAAAGUUUUUUUAGGAAGGGAUGAGAACAGAAUAGGUAGGUGUGCCUAUUAUGUGCCUGUCAAAGAGACUUUAGAAUGCUUUUUAAAAUCUGGUAUGUGGCAGAAUUGUGUGUCAGAGGAGCACUCUGCUGAGCCUCGCUCAGAUGUUUUAACUGAUGUUACUGAUGGUCAGAUGUUCAAAUCUAAUGACUUUUUUGUUCAAAAUCCAUCAAGUCUGAGGCUAGUACUGUACCAGGAUGCCUUUGAAGUCGUUAACCCUUUAGGCUCCGCAAAGACGAGACAUAAAGUAUUAGCUGUUUACUUAUCUGUUGCUAAUUUGCCACUUCAUGUACGGUCUGACACAAACCACAUGUCACUUGUUUUAUUGUGCAGAGAGAAAGAUUUCAAACUAUUUGGGCAUGCUAAGGUGUUCUCUGAUUUACUAGCCGAUUUGAAGGAAUUGGAGGAGAAUGGGAUUGCAGUAUCAGAUGAAACCGUUGUAAAAGGAACGUUGUAUUGCAUUGCUGGAGAUAAUCUGGGUUCGCAUUGUAUCGGUGGCUUCUCUGAAAAUUUCAGUCGUGCAGAAUAUUUCUGUAGAUAUUGUCUAAUAACCCGAUCUGAAUUUCAGGGCGAUGAUCCUAAUGUUUGUGGAUCAGCCCGCACCAUUGAGAACUACAAUUUAGCUGUUGACCGCAUCCAGACUGAAGAAACACAUGGCGUGGAAGGAGUUAAAUUCAAAAAUGGAGGAUGUAGAGCCAAGCAACGUACGCAGUGCCAUUACCAAUGUGUUACCAGAUCUCCCAACCUCAGUUGUACAUAUUGUAUUGGAGACACUACAAUCUUUAGGUGUGGAAUCCAUUGAAGAUUUUAAGUACAUUCAGGAAGCUGAUCUGCUCACAAUACUGAGACCAAUUCAAGCUAGAAAAUUGGUUGGUGCCUGGAAGCAAACCACACAGACUACAGAAAUCCAUAGCCAGUCAACAUUAACCUCUCCACCAUCCUCAGCGUGCUCCUCAGUCUCACUCUCUCCCUCACCCUCACCCAGCCGCCUGAUUGCUACUAUAGAUUGGGUUGACAGCUUCCAGAUUCCAUGGAAGAAGCUUCCUGAAGCAUCGAUGCAGUGUUUGGAGAGAGGGAAAAGGCCAAGCCCAAAGUUACGUAGAGAAAUGAUCCGUAUUGUAGUUUCAGAAAUGAUGCUUGCCUGUGCUUCUCCCAGUAAACAAGCCUCCACAGAAGUUGCCAAGAAAAUGGUUGCAAAGUAUCCAUGCUCACUGCAAGAUGUCAUAGAAAGUGAUGUGGUAGGAGCAGGAUAUCACUCACUGGUCAAGCAGCUGCAAGCACGAAUUGAAAAUGUAAAGCGGUCCUCAGUACCAAGGAUACAGAAGCGCAAACGGGGGUCAGAUGAAUGUGAUACUGAUGAAAUCCCAGCUGAACAAAGGGCAGCUGUUCAGGACACAUAUGGCUGCAUAAUGUGGGAUAUGAAAUUUAUGCCAGUGAGCGAGACACUGGAAAGCCAACAAGAGAAAAAAGACCAAAUGAAGGUGCUCAGUGAAAAGACAACUUUCAGUCCAGAGGAGGUAAAACCUCUUAUGAAGUGCACCUUCUUCUCCCAGCGUAAAGCAAUAAACAGUGGAGCAGAUCUGCAGUCGCUCAUCGAGGAGUGGCCUUUUUUGUUUAAGGAGAUUGGCAUGAUAGUUCACUUUCAUGACCUUACUGGUGUAUCACUAAAAGAGACAUUCUUCAGAAAUGUCGAGAAAAAAGGAAAACGGGUUCUGGACUUCAUGAGAGGCAUUGGUGCAGACAGGAGCAAACAAGUUUUGCAAGCUGUAACAAAGCUGAAAAUUCAGAGAGGACAGUUAGAGGGCUGCUCAGAAGAUGUGAAGGAUCUGGUGCUCCUCCUGCUCUCCUACUUUAAUGAAAAAGAGGAGGACUUGUUCUACUAUGUUGAAGAAACUUGUAUGACAAAAGAAGUACAAGUGGAAAGCUUGCCUGUGACACCAUGUAUCAUUGUUUGUGGAACAUCAUGCUAUGCUGCAAAGCUAUUCAUGCUGAGUGUAGACCAAAAAAUUGUGAAUGACGACAUCUCCAACUUCAUCGCUGCAGUCUGCAUGAUGUUUGCAAGCUAUUACUGCCUCAAUAUCCACUAUCCUGUGGGUCUUGGCUCCACACUUGAGUUCAUUCAGAGGUGUUUCUUCAACAUCAAUCCUGAGAAGGGCACAAAAGUGGAAACUAAGAAGAACAAGAAGCAACUAUCAGUGAAUCCAAGAGUCCUCAGCCUCAUCGCGGAUCUCUCUGAUCAUGAGUGGAGAGAGACAUGUUAAAUAUGGACGUUCAGUUAACAUCCAGUUGAAGUGUUAAGAUAACACUUAAACAGCACCACCUGUAUGGAACAGUACCCACUUUACUUUAACUGUUAACCACUAACAGAAAAAGUAUUCUUUAAGUUUUUUUUUUGUUAAUGUUUUAAUAAGCAUUGGUUUUGGUUCAGUUAAAUUGGUAAACUGGCUUAUUCCACCAUCUUGGUAAAAGUUACCAAUGUCUAAUGAUAACUUAAGAAAAAUGUAACAGAUUUUUUGGGACAGUUUUGUUAAAGGCUGCAUUUGUUCAGAUUACUGCAGUUCUAGUCUUUACUAAAGAUUCUAAAGAUGUUACACAACAAUUGUAUGAAACUCCCUGCAUAGUGUUAUAUGCUGAGUUUUGAUUUUUUUCUCUCAAAAUAGUCUGAGACUAGCAGAGAGUUCAGAAUGUUUGCUUGUCUACAUGCAGAGGUAAAUAAAACCAUUGCAAAUCAUUUCUGGACACCUUUUUUUUCAAUGAUUUUUGUGACCCUUCAGAUUAGGUUAACGGCUGGUACUCUACUUAAAAACAUUGCAUUUAAACUUGUGAGUGGCUGAUGACUUGGAAGAAACAACUUCUGGACCUUUGUGACAUCAAAGAGUGAGGCUGUAUGCGACAGGGACCUCAUCAAUCUCUUUUUCUUCUGGAAAAUUCACGGGAUUGGCAAGUCUCUGAGCUUUAAAAGAUGAAGAAAAUGGCAGUCCAUGCAGUACUACAUUUCCAGUUUCUCGAACUGAUUUAGUGCCAUGUCUUCAGUCAAGUGUGGACUUAUUAUUAUUGUUCAAACAGAGCAAGUGGCCCUGGUUUACUUUUAUAUAUGGACACAUUUUAUUUCCAAGAUCAACAUUGUGAGUACACUGCAAGUUACUGAAUCAGCUCAAACUGUUUUAACACAGUGUCAGUAUGCAAAAACGUUUUUUUUAAAUCUGUUAAUGAUAAUUUGUAUGUUGAUUGACUGCAUUUAUUACCUCAUUUAGUAAUUUACAAUAACCUGACUGACUGUUGUAAAAUCUAUGGCAACCACUUGUAAUGCCUUUUGUGUUAUACCGUAUUUUUUGCGAUGAAAUUCUGGCAACCACAGCUGCCGGUAAUUUUCUGUAAAAUUGAAGU